Molecule: messenger RNA, 2055 nt
Organism: Tremella mesenterica DSM 1558
Lineage: Eukaryota; Fungi; Basidiomycota; Tremellomycetes; Tremellales; Tremellaceae
Exons: 5
Coding region: 1-2055 (684 amino acids)
Source: RefSeq, a predicted model, not a curated record
AUGUCUUUCGUCAGAGGCCAGACUUGGGUUCAUAGAUCAGCCACUUCGUCAAUGUUCUAUUACAAGUCAGUACCUCCACACCACGAUCUUCCCGACCCCAGGUUAAUCAUCGGCACUAAGAACUCUCCAAUCUUCCGAUUUAGGAAUUCUGUGAAUCCCAAUGAGAGACUUUGGUCAUUUUUACUGUACGAAAUCUGUACCACCUCUGACCGGGUCUCAGAACUCGGAUAUCAGAAUAUCAAGUUCGGCUUCUCUAUGGUAGAAGAAGACAUAGGUACUUCGGAUUACAAAAUGUUGCCGUGUCACAGGUUUCAUUCUCUUCGGGAAAUUUGGUUUGUUAGGAAGCGGAAAGAAAACUUUACCUUUCUUGAUGAUGGGCAACUCGACUGGUACAUGUCCAACAACAGGGCCUGCCCCUCUAUGCGACACUCGUUCGUCAACCCCAGGGAUGUCUUUCAACCUAUCCCAAAACAAGGAGCAAACGUUCGUCAAGAAUACUUCGUUCCGGGGACACCAGGGUCGCUGGCGGCCUUGGCACAAGCCCAACAAGCCCAACAAGCUUAUCAAUUUCAACAAAGCUCCAAGAGUUUUGUUCAAAUAGGUCGUCUACCUGCUCAUCACGAGGUAGUACGUCCACAAGUAGGCGGAUCUGGUGUCAACAAUCUCUUUCCCCAGAGUUACACCCAGAUCCCCUACCAAGGUAUGCCACAGUCGUUCACGACGUCGGUACAAGGUCAACAGGAUUCUCAUCCUGUUCAAGGGAAUUAUCCUUCUCUUCAAUUCGGAGAAGAAUUCCUAUUCGACUUCGGUGUCGACAAUCACUUUCCUCAAAGUCACACCCAUAUUCCCCAUCAAGGUAUGCCACAGUCGUUCACGACGUCGGUACAAGGUCAACAGGAUUCUUAUUCUGUUCAAGGAAGUCAUCCUUCUCUUCAAUUCGGAGAAGAAUUCCUAUUCGACUUCGGUUUCGACAAUCACUUUCCCCAAAGUCACCCCCAAAUCCCCAGUCAAGGUUUGCCACAAUCGUUCGCGACAUCGGCCUCAGGUCAACAGGGUUUUGACUCUGUUCAAGGAGGGCUUCUACCUGCUCACCAAGAAGUAGUACCUCAUCAACAAUACGGAUACGGAUCUGACAAUCUCCUUCCCCAAAGUCACACCCACAUCCCUCAACUUUUGCCACAAACGUUCGCAACGUCGGCGCAAGGUCAACAGGGUAUCAACUCUGGUCAAGAAGGUCUUAUACCUGCUCGUCAGGAGGAGACACCUAGUACAGCCCCGAGAGGAAGAGCUGGGAAGAACACUAGUGCCUCCCCAAAGAAAGGCGGCGGCGGGGCAAAAAAGGAUCGGGCUCCCUCGAGCGUCCGUCGUCCUCAGAAGUCCCCCCGUCAAAGAUCAUUGAUCGAGGUGCCCUAUCGUAAGAAGGGCCAGUCGAGGGCGGAAUACGCCGCGUUAUUUGGUGUAACUAUACCCCAGGCCGUUCAGCUGCCCGGCGAAUCGACGGAGGAUUUCGUGAUGAGGGCCCAGAAGGAAGAGAAUAAAUGGUGGACCAAAUUUAUGGCUAACAGGAGGCAGGAAAGGUGCAGGAAGGGAAAGAAAAAUGCCAACGAGAAUAAUGAGAUUGACACUUCCCCCGAUGGUACGGUCGUCACUUCCGUUAGCUCGGGUACCUCAUCAGAAGUCACCAGGUGUGACGACUUGGACGUAGGGGAGAUUUUAGCAGCGAUAAAAUCCAACGUUUCUGCUGGAUGGGUUUCUGAAACGACAAACACUUCGGUGUGUGUGGAAACUUCGAAUCAUACCCUUGAGGAGCAAGUACCUCAGCAGACUUUCGAUUUCAAUUCGGCAGGUCCAUCGGCGGAACCUUUGCAAGCCGGGUCGGAUCGAGACGAAGAGGAGGAAGAAGAGGAAGAAGAGGAAGAAGAGGAAGAAGAGGAAGAAGAGGAAGAAGAGGAAGAAGAGGAAGAAGAGGAAGAAGAGGAAGAAGAGGAAGAAGAGGAAGAAGAGGAAGAAGAGGAAGAGGAGGAAGAGGAGGAAGAGGAGGAAGAGGAGGAAUGA